AUGGAAGAUCCAAUUCGGCGACCACGAGUUGGCUGUCCAGGAUCUGUGGUGAAGGGGCUGGUUGAUACGGCCGCCAGCGCCAGUCCCCCAGCAACGCUUGCAUGUGCCGGACUGUCGGUCGUUUUUACGCUCGCUCUUCAGGCAACCACCCAGCAGGCGGUUCUACUUGAGAUAUUAGACUAUUCUUCAGAUUUGAUGUGCCGCUUCCAGGUCAUGGAGGAUAUUUAUCACUUGGGUGAGAAUAGUUUUCAUGGUCCACCGGGGCAUCGCGCCGAGUUGCUUGAGAAAUUUAAAGACCACUUGACCGAUUUAUACGCUACUAUCCUUGAAUUUCAGGCCUGUGCACUGUACUAUAUGGGGAAACAUAGCUUCAUCCGGACUCUAAGUGACGCUUUCGAACAUAAUGGAUGGGGUGCUAUCUUGGGAAGCAUGAAUUCCCUCGAGACCAACAUAGAAAAAGAUGCACAAUUAAUCGGAGCUGCAAAUGUCGAUCAAAAAUUGAACGAGAUCCAAAAUACUCAAAGUGACGAAAAAGCCCGUCAAAUCAUCGUAGAUCGCGACCAAAAGGCAUUCGAACUCCUGCGUGCUCUGUAUAACUGCCCAUACAAAGACCGAAAGGAUCGAAACGAUGUUCGAGUUCCUGGUACAUGUGAAUGGUUCACUCAUCAUCCUUUAUUCGAGAAUUGGCAUCAAACCGAGGGCUCUAGUCUUCUUUAG
Molecule: messenger RNA, 717 nt
Organism: Penicillium malachiteum
Lineage: Eukaryota; Fungi; Ascomycota; Eurotiomycetes; Eurotiales; Aspergillaceae
Exons: 2
Coding region: 1-717 (238 amino acids)
Source: RefSeq, a predicted model, not a curated record